Messenger RNA from Aphanomyces astaci, 516 nucleotides. RefSeq lists its product as hypothetical. The record is from RefSeq and is a predicted model, not a curated record. The transcript is spliced from 2 exons. Lineage: Eukaryota; Oomycota; Saprolegniomycetes; Saprolegniales; Verrucalvaceae. Bases 1 to 516 code for a protein of 171 amino acids.
AUGGAACACACCAUAGUGUCGGCCAAAGGAAAGGCAAAGAACAAAUCGACAAAGGAGAAUGCGAAGUUGAAGGCACCACCCCAGAUCAUCGCGACAGUGCAGGAAUUGCGGAACACUACCGCAGACGGUGAACAAUCUCUGCCCGAUGCGGGGAGCGAAGCCCAGCGCGAGUUGUUGCAACGAAUUAAGUUAGCGUAUCCAAGCGAUUCGGAGGACGAAACCAAGGAUGACCUUGAUCGUUUGGCCUUGGAGCUGGAGUCCGGGACUACGUCGGCUAAACGUCCGAAAACGCAGUGGGUGAGCAACUCAACGUAUCGUGGAGAGGACAAGGAAACCGUUUUGAAUCGUCAACGCUACCGUCGGGAUCAACUUCGCAUAGCGAAAGCAAAAUCGGCGGCGGCAGCUGCGAAGAAGAAGGAGUAUCGGCAAACCAAGCGUGCGAAGAAAUCUCAAAUGCGUCAAGCUGAUGAACAACCACAGGUGAAAGACUUCCUGAUGGAAGUUUGCGUCCGCUGA